AUGGAGGAAAUUAAAAAAUGCGGGAAUUUUUCAGACCCUGGCAAGCCUGGCCCCUUCACCUGGGUUUUUAAACGAGUAUUAUUGUUACAGAGUCCCCCAGUUCCUCAAGGUGAUUUUCGGACAGCCAGGGGCCUGCAAAAAAGUGCGAACCUAUCCAUGUUUUUGGCCCCCCAGAAAAAAGAUCAGGGAUAUGUUAAGGAUGCUUCGGAAAAAUUCAAAACGGUACGUCUUAUACCCGCUGGAUUUGUACAACGACUCGGCGCAAUACGCUCUCACUGUUUCAAGAAACAGUUCUUGUACGACGAAGUCGAGGCUGAAGUCAACUUGUGUUUCGACCAGUUUGUCUACAAGUUGUCCGAACAAGUCUACUCGCAUUAUAAACAACUCGCUUCCAGGUGA
Molecule: messenger RNA, 399 nt
Organism: Arctia plantaginis
Lineage: Eukaryota; Metazoa; Arthropoda; Insecta; Lepidoptera; Erebidae
Source: the annotation of a GenBank genome assembly